Molecule: messenger RNA, 725 nt
Organism: Tachysurus vachellii
Lineage: Eukaryota; Metazoa; Chordata; Actinopteri; Siluriformes; Bagridae
Exons: 5
Coding region: 37-711 (224 amino acids)
Biological process (GO): positive regulation of gene expression; cytokine-mediated signaling pathway; cellular response to lipopolysaccharide
Molecular function (GO): cytokine activity
Source: RefSeq, a predicted model, not a curated record
UCACAGUCAAAAGUGGCUGACUUUCACGAGAGCAACAUGGCACAGGGCAGCAUCACCAAAUACCUGUUGUCUGACAACAAAAACGAUGUGAUUUUAUACCUGGAAAUGGUUUUAGAGAAUGCAGGAGAGUCAGAAGACUCAGACUCCGAGAACAUCAAUACCCACGGGGAAUGUGACAUCGAUGGAGCACUUGAUGAGCUGAGAGGCUCAGGAUCUUUAAUAAAAGAUAACGAAAAUCAAGUGCUGAUCCAAAGUUUACAGAACACAACUAUCCGAUCUGACAACAUCAACCCGAAAAGAAGAGGAGCUUGCAUGCAUAAUUCUACCUCAGACAUCACUAUCUACUACUACAAAUCAAACAUCCUGGUAGAUCUGAAAAAAGGUGUCCCUGUUGUAUUGAACAUCACCAACUCCAACCAGUUUCUGAAAUGCACAUUCGGAAAGGACAAGGCAGUUCUGAGUGUUGAGUGCUCAGAAAAGGAAAAACUGGAAUCUAUCUAUAAAAAUGAUCCGCUCACCUGGCCUUUUGUCUUCUACCUCUCGCGCACAAAGGACGACUGCCGUCGCUUCGAGUCAGCCGAGUGCAGCGGUUGGUUCAUCCGCACCGAGUCUGACUCUGUGUGCGUGGAUAAGAAAAAAGAUAAAGAUAAAGAUUCUGAGAAAUAUUCCUUCCUCUUCAUAUGCAAACCAAAUACAACAAAGUCAAAGUGAAUUAUUGAGAAAAA